CAACUCUCUCUCUCUCUCUCUCUUCACAUUAAAAAAGCUGUAAGCAACACAAUAAAACGUAGAGAGAGAGAGAGAGAGAGAGAAAAAGUCCCCUAAUUGAAUUUCAAAUCUCUUUCUCUUUCUCUUUCUCUCUCUAUCUGACUCUGAAUUUUUCAGAAAACCCUAAAUCUCUGAUCGAAAUUUCCAGCUGCUGCUGAGAGUCUCAGAGAAAAGGAAGAGAGAUGAGCCAGAAGCCUUUGAUCUACGCAUUCGUGGCUCGCGGAACCGUGAUCCUCUCCGAGUACACCGAAUUCAGCGGCAAUUUCAACUCCAUCGCCUUUCAAUGCCUCCAGAAGCUUCCUUCCACAAACAACAAGUUCACCUACAACUGCGAUGCUCACACCUUCAAUUACCUCGUCGAUAACGGCUUCACAUAUUGUGUUGUUGCAGAUGAAUCAGUUGGGCGACAAGUGCCCAUGGCUUUUCUGGAGCGCAUCAAAGAUGAUUUCGUGUCAAGAUACAGUGCUGGAAAGGCUGAUACAGCUCCAGCCAACAGCCUUAACAAAGAGUUUGGACCAAAAUUGAAGGAACACAUGCAGUACUGUGUUGAUCACCCUGAAGAGAUUAGCAAGCUUGCAAAGGUCAAAGCUCAAGUAUCGGAAGUUAAAGGUGUUAUGAUGGAAAAUAUUGAAAAGGUUUUAGAUAGAGGUGAAAAGAUAGAGCUUCUGGUGGAUAAGACUGAGAACCUUCAUCAACAGGCACAGGACUUUCGGACCUCUGGUACAAAAAUCCGGAGGAAAAUGUGGCUGCAGAAUAUGAAGAUCAAGCUGAUUGUUUUGGGAAUUCUGAUAGCGUUGAUCCUCAUCAUAGUCCUCUCUGUUUGCCACGGGUUCAACUGUGGAAAAUAAUAAGCUGCUUUCUGCCAGAGGCUUCUGUCUUGUUUAUCAAAACUUGCAAUUAUAUAUCAAGAGAAAUAUUAUAUAUGUAUAUGUCAUGACUUGGUAUGUAGUUCAAUCUAGCAACUUCCAGAUACUCGGCACGAAGUAAAUUUAUUUUUGUGUGUGAACGAACCCUACAAGUUCUUUUUAUGUAACAGAAUGCUUUUCCAUAAAUAUAGUUUGCUUGAUUGCCUUGAAGCUUA
Molecule: messenger RNA, 1120 nt
Organism: Quercus robur (English oak)
Lineage: Eukaryota; Viridiplantae; Streptophyta; Magnoliopsida; Fagales; Fagaceae
Product: vesicle-associated membrane protein 721-like
Exons: 5
Coding region: 222-887 (221 amino acids)
Biological process (GO): vesicle-mediated transport
Cellular component (GO): membrane
Source: RefSeq, a predicted model, not a curated record